AUGCAAUGUCGCGCCUGCACCAAAAACAAAAGCCAAAUCUUGGUUGAUAUGGCUGUCCCAUGCACAGAUGAUGGCAAGUGCCUUUUCGAUUACUUCAACGAAUGUACACAAUUACAUGCGUCGCCUAAGGACAGUUUUCCUAAAACUCUUUGCAAAAUGUGUGCUCAAAAGCUGCAAAUAGCCUACAACUUUCGGAAAUGUGCUCGGCAGUCGGAGGAAUUUUUUCACAAAUUUCUAAUUCCGAAUGGAAUGGAGACCGAAGCGAUUAUUUUUCCACCUAGCGAUCGUUUGUCUCUUAAGGAGGAGGUUGUAGUAGAACCUGACUUCCCCGGUGAGAAUAUCUGUGCAGAAAAUUUAAUAGUGGAAACUGAAGAGAUGGAAACGCGUCUUAGUCCAGAAGCUAUAGAAACUGAAUGUGUGUAUGCUGAGUUAUUAUGCGAGGUAUCAGAAUAUAAGCUGGAAAAAGAGGCGCUAAGUGAAUCCGAAGAAGAAGAUAAGGAUUCCAAUAUAGAGAACUAUCAAGAUACAACAACACCAGAGAGUUACUUUGAUGCGACAGAAGAACAAUGUGGCGAUUUUUACUCUAGUGAAUUUAUGGACAUCGAAAAGGUGGAACGGCAAGAAAAUGCAGAGGAUAUCAAGCCCAUGGGUGAAAAUGAAAAUGAGUUAGUAUGCGAGCAAUCAAAUGACAUAUCCGAAAUAUUGUAUUUAAAUGAAUCGAACGAUGAGAAAUCACUUUGCAAUGAAGAGGAAGAAGAAAGUGAAGAUGAAACUUUAGAAAGAAUGACCUAUCUUUGUGAGCCACAAAAUGAAAUUGACGAUAAUUAUUCAGCAAAAACUUUCGUUGGUAAACGUAAAAAAAUAAAUGAGUCCAAGCAAAAUGGAAGGAAACCGAUGAGAGGUGAAGCCGGUCAGGAUACUGCUAGAGCCAAUAACAAGCAACAGGAAGUGCAAAAAACAAGCCCGAAUAAAAGGACAAAUAUAAAUGUGAAGAAAAAGCAGAAACUUUUAUGUUCAUUUUGCCCGCGAAUACUAUCUUCUAAACCUUCACUCGAAGCACACGAAGGAAAACAUUUAAAUAUUAAGCGUGACCUCAAGGAAUGUCCAAUGUGUCAGAAAAAAUAUAGUCAAGAGUAUUUAAAGAAUCAUAUCCUAGCUGUACACCAUGGAGAGCGUAAAUAUACCUGCGAUAUAUGCGGUGAUUCAUAUAAAACCCAAGCACUACUUGGACGUCACAAAUUAUUGCACACCAAGGAGCGCCCUUUGGCAUGCCCUCUGUGUGAUAAGAGAUUUACAGAACAAUCUCACAUCAAAGUACAUAUGCGAAUUCAUACUGGAGAACUGCCAUUCGAAUGUGAUUUGUGUGGCCGCAGAUUUAGAAUAAGGGUACACCUCACUUAUCAUUUGAAACAGCAUGCCAACAUUAAGCACAAAUGUGAGGUGUGUGGUAAAGAGUUUAAACACAGCAAAUCAUUGAAAGACCACUCGUACCUGCACACUGGCGUAAUGCCAUAUACUUGUACUUUUUGCGAUUACGGUUCUCCAAAACGUGAAUAUUUUGUGAAACAUAUGAUGAGCAAACACAAAACAUCUAUGACGGCUGAUGAAUUAUUUGCUAUGUUCAAGGCGAACACUGGUCGAUCCCCUCAUGUAAAACUAGCUGAGGAAAUGGAAAAGAUAAAAAGAAAAGUGCAGCCAUAAAAUUUAUCGACCUAAUGUACAUAAAUAUGGCUCACUUCGCAAUCGUCAAUUGCUUUACACACGUACAAAGCAUUAGUUUUGUUUUCUGGGUUAUCCAACUCAAUAUCACGAUCAUUUCUCACUAAACUACAUGUCAGUAAGUGGCUGACCCACGGGGGGUGUUUUAAUAUGGCGCAUAUGUAUUUAUAAUAUGGCGUCUAUAUAUUAAAACACCCCCUGUGGGUCCGCCACUGACCAAGAAAACACAGCUAUUGUGUUUCAAAACGCCGAACUACAAAAUUUGAACAAAGCAUUACGUUCGAAAUCGCCUGAAACAAAUUUUUGUUAAGUAUCAAUAAAUCAAUGAAAGCAUCGCCAUGAU
This is a messenger RNA of Rhagoletis pomonella (apple maggot), 2062 nucleotides long. Its product is annotated as zinc finger and SCAN domain-containing protein 12-like. The record is from RefSeq and is a predicted model, not a curated record. Gene Ontology annotation, molecular function: zinc ion binding. Lineage: Eukaryota; Metazoa; Arthropoda; Insecta; Diptera; Tephritidae. Gene Ontology annotation, cellular component: nucleus. Bases 1 to 1701 code for a protein of 566 amino acids. The transcript has 4 exons.